GGCUGUCGGCAUUUCCCUCCAGACAUACAUCAUUUCAGUUCAACCUGCAGAUGCUACCACAGCUGUGGCGACAGCAGCAUUGCGGGACUGAUUCGGGCUGUAGGUCGACUGUUGUCUCACAGGGGACACAUUCAGAGCGGCUGACUUUUCCUUUGGACUCAUGACAGUGUUCGUCCUGGUUAAGGUGAGCAGAGAGGGCUGGGGCUGGCAGCUGUCGUUGGGUUAAAACCUGCCAACCUUGCAGUAGGGAGGAGCAGGUCUGCUUGGACAGCUGAAACAGCGGGCAGGCAACUGGAUCUCACGACAAACCUGAAGACUUUUCCCUUUUUUUUUUUCUUUUGCUGCAUUCACGAUGAUCUGAGCGUGACUUCUAGAGGCAACCCUCCUCCCCCUCUCUCUCCCCUUUCUCUCUAUCCGCCUCCCCUCCCCGCUUGUCUUUCAUUUCUUUUCGCGGGUUCAGCGCAGGCUGUCUAGUCCGCAGCCCCCCUUCUCCAGCUCCGGGAAGCUGGCAGCGAUGGGACCACCGGGCUUCAGCACCACGGAGAACGCCCGGCUUCUGCUGCUCAGUGUGUUUGGUGUGCUGGCGCUGUCCGUGGCGCUGGCGGAGCAGGAGGGGGAGAACCUGUCCGGACUCUCAGACAACCCAGACAGAGCCAUCUUCGCGGUCCGGGAGAACAGCACGACCUGCUUGAUGGUGGAGUUCGCGGUGAAAUUCCUCGUGCCAUAUGACGUGCUGGCGCUCAACGGGAUAGACCUGAUCACGGAGCAGACGUCUUUCACUCUGCCCCGCAACGCAGAAAUCGAGGGGAAAUGUGGGAGCUCCGAGUCAGAAAUCCACAUCUCCUGGAGGAACAACGCCUACACUCUCCGCAUUUACUUCUCGAAGGAGGUUCGUGAUAAGGGUAUCGAAGUGUGGAAGAUGAGCAAAGUCCAGUUCGUGUACGACACCUCGGAGGCAUCGCACUUCAUCAGCGCAUAUAACCCUGGAAAGCACACAGCCAGCACCCACCGGCUGUCGGCCCUGGUGACCCCUGGCGGGCACUCGUACAUGUGCACGGCUCAGCAGACCCUCAGACUCAUCUCAAGCGACCACCAGAAGAGUGUCACAGUCUCCAUGUCUGACAUCCAGAUCCAGCCCUUCGACAUUGCGUCUGACUUCAUGUUCAGUGAAUCCUAUAAAUGCAUCAUUGACCAGCAGGAGCGCCUGGAGGAGACCCUUCCCCUCAUCCUGGGCCUCAUUUUGGGCCUGAUAAUUGUCAUCACGCUCACCAUCUACCACUUCCACCUCAAGCUAACAGCGAAUCAGCCGCAGCUCCCCAGAGAUCGCUCCAUGUACAAGAACAUGUAGCUAACAGCAAAGCAGCUCACUCCAAAGCUACCUGGAAAACAGACUUGUCUUCUAUACGUCCCUGGCCACUAACACCACAGAGGGUUGUGCCCCUUGCUGGACUAAAUCCCCAAUUGAUGAAUGUGAGUGGCCUUCACUUCACUGCCCACUGGAGCUUUUGAACAGCUAAAACAAGGUUCAGGGACAGCCUGGAGCCUGUCAUAGGUGUUACCCCAGCCAAACUUAACAUGGCUGCUGAAUUUAAUCUCAAUGCCAUAAGUAGCCAGCAUUGAAGUUCUUGAAAUGAAAACAAAUAUGGUCACCAUUUCCCCCCAUUGCAAUCCUGAAAAAUAAUUUGCUUCAACGUGACUUCAGUCACAUUUGAUCCAAUAGAUCUGAAAGAAAUUUCUGAAAAUUCCUGAGCUUCUGCGGUCGCAUCCUCUCUUCCCCUCUCUGCCUGAAACUGCUGCUGAAAUUACUUUAUUAUUGUUCGUUGGUUCUGUAUUUGCUAACAUUUAAUUUUUUGUUCAGUCCUUUUAUUCCUACAUCUUGAAUGCAGCCAUAGUGUUGACAGUGGACAGUCUUGUAGUGUAAAGUGCAGUUAUUGCUUUGACUUCAGACCUUUUCUCCACACCAAUGUACAUUUACAAAACAUAGUAAAAGAUGAGGGAAUUCUAAAUGACACACACAAAUGACAUACUUCAUGGUGAAGAAUUUAUCAUAAAACAAGUGUUUAUGAACAAUGCAGAGAAAUAAUUUAGUGGCAAAAAAUGUUAAAUAUUUUAAGAGAGAAAGUCUAUGCAUAAAUCUCUGCUGAUGCAAUCGUGUGCAGUAAUCUGUUCUGUUUGAAAUAAACUGCUGGAUACACUCCUUUGCCAAAUUAUAUCCAUUAU
Messenger RNA from Menidia menidia (Atlantic silverside), 2220 nucleotides. Lineage: Eukaryota; Metazoa; Chordata; Actinopteri; Atheriniformes; Atherinopsidae. The record is from the annotation of a GenBank genome assembly.